Molecule: messenger RNA, 624 nt
Organism: Helianthus annuus (common sunflower)
Lineage: Eukaryota; Viridiplantae; Streptophyta; Magnoliopsida; Asterales; Asteraceae
Exons: 1
Coding region: 1-624 (207 amino acids)
Source: RefSeq, a predicted model, not a curated record
AUGGUACACGCGGAUAUGGGAAGGGGGGCAAAACGGAGUUUCUCCACGCUCGAGCCUUGGAUGUUGGCAACAAUGACCAUAGAACCUCGAAUGGAGGAUUUGCACCUCACCACAGAUGCCCUGAUCAUAUCCGCGACAGUAGGAGACUACCGCAUGAGGCGAAUCCUAGUCGACACUGGGAGCUCAGAAGACAUUAUCUAUGAACAUUGCUUCAACAGAAUGCAACCAAAAGAUAGGAAGUUGCUUGAAUCAGUACACGCCCCCAUCAAAGGUUUCACAGGGGAAAAGGUCGAUCCUAUUGGUCAAAUCACUUUCCCAGUAACCUUUGGGCAGUCACCCAAAGAAAGAACCAUACUACUAACCUUCCUCGUGGUCCGCGCUGAGUCAUACCACAAUGUGAUAAUCGGAAGAUUCACCCUGGGGAAAUUGGACGCCAUAGUCUCCACGGCGAGGGGUUUUAUGAAGUUCCCCACACCGCGAGGUAUCGCUACUGUGUUUCGUGAUAAAAUUGGAGAAGUACUAAGUACCAAACGGUGCCGCCAGGGGCCCAGAAAGAUGGGUGCUAAGCACACGCCAUCCAGAUCAAAUGGUCACAAUCGCGGACACUCUGUCCCCGGAAGUUAA